Molecule: messenger RNA, 672 nt
Organism: Lodderomyces pseudojiufengensis
Lineage: Eukaryota; Fungi; Ascomycota; Pichiomycetes; Serinales; Debaryomycetaceae
Exons: 1
Coding region: 1-672 (223 amino acids)
Source: RefSeq, a predicted model, not a curated record
AUGUCUGAUAGUUCUAAAGAAAAAGAGAAAAGUAAGAAGAAAAUGAAUCAAACUGAACCAGCGUUAAGACCAACUGAUAUUACGGAACAAAAUUUGAAACAUUUGGAACAUACAAAAUUAACAAAACCAAUAAAUAAUUCAAAGUUUAUCGAGACAAAUAUUUCAUUAGUUUCAACGAAUUCAAGUUAUCAGGAUAAUUUAUUUCAAGAUGAUGAUGAUGAAGAUGAAGAUAAUGAUGAUGCAGAUUUAAAUCAAAGACAUAAUUUAUUAAUGGAUGAUAAUUCAUCAAUUGAUCAACAUAGUUCAAAUAAUUAUUUAAGUGAUCCAUUUUUAAGACCAUUAUCACAAAAUUCAUCAACUUCAUGUUUAUCAACUACAGCUACUAAAGAUGGAAUAGAAGGAAGAAGAUUAUAUCGUAAUAGUACAUUAAAUCAAUAUACUACAAAUUUAAUUAAUAAUAACCCUCAAUAUUAUCAUCAACCUUCCACGAGGUCACAUUUAAAUCAGCAUCAAACUUUACAAUCUCAACAAAAUAAUGAUGAUGCUAGUGAGACUGCUUUUGGCGAUAUUAGGUCUAAUGAUAGUAAUAAUGCAAGUAUAAUAAGUCUACAUCAAACUUCAAUUUAUCCAGAAAGUAGUAAUAAUAGUAAUAGCAUUCAAAUAGAUGAUUAA